AAAAGUUGAAUAAGAAUUUAUAAAUACAAGUCUGGGUUCUUUACAGUAGUUAGUGGAUUGAAUAACAGCGAUUUAGAACCAUCCCCGUCAUGAAAAUAAAAGUCGCUAUCUUCUUGGGGUUCGCUUUAUUAGUGCUGUCAAACGCAGCACCAGCGGACGAUUAUGAUUACGCCGAUGGUGCAGCGGCUCCUCCACCGAAACCGGCUGCACGCAAUCCACUUUUAAAUCGGCGAAAUCAUUUAAAUCGGCAAGCGGCACCAAAAACGUCGACAACUACGACAGCUGCGCCCGAAGUUGCCGAAGAAGAAGAAAUACCCGAAGACGAACUGGUUGAAGAAGAAGUGCAGCCAGAAACCAGUUCCACGACAGAAUCCGGCAGAAGGCUGAAAGGAGGAAUCUUACGCCCAUUCCGAAGCAACCAUGAUCUACUGGAAACUCUGAAAAAAAGACGGGAACAGGCCAUUAUUAAUAAGGCGAACUCAAAAACAGCCGCCUCUGAUGUGAACGAUUCGGAAUCGGUCGGCUCAGAACCGGAGAAGCCGGCGUCUAAACCAGCGCGCACGUCGUCGUCAUCGAGAGGGCGUUAUAGUAAAAAGGAGACCAACGCCGUAGUAAAUGAGGAGGAAUCGCCUUCAACAGCGGCACCAAGAAAUUCGGGAAGGAGAUUUAGGAACUAAACGAAAUUUUUACCAAAUAACGAAUUUAUUCGAACAAAAUGAGACCUGAUGGAGUGAAAGCUUUCGAUUUAAAUUUUACCACUAUACAGAUUCCCUAACCGAUCCUGGAAAUUAAUCAAUGUAUUUAUUAUUUAUGAUUUAUUCAAGUUAUUGUUGUAUAAUUUUAAGCUCUUAUAGCAUCGAUUGCAUUCGCCUCAAGGGACAUUGUAAUUUUAUACGAUUCGGAUAAUCAGAUGUAUUAUAAUAGAAACGUAUCUUAGUAAACGUCAUUUCCUGUUAA
Photinus pyralis (common eastern firefly) is the source of this 957-nucleotide messenger RNA. RefSeq lists its product as uncharacterized. The coding region runs from base 90 to 677 and encodes 195 amino acids. NCBI's taxonomy places the organism in Eukaryota, Metazoa, Arthropoda, Insecta, Coleoptera, Lampyridae. The record is from RefSeq and is a predicted model, not a curated record. The transcript is spliced from 4 exons.